AUGCGCAUCCUCUGCCUCCACGGCCGAGGCACCAGCGCCCAAAUCUUCAAAUCCCAAACCACCUCCUUCCGCACCCGCCUCCAAGACCUCCCCAUAACCUUCGACUUCAUCGACGCCCCCUACCCCACCACCCCAGCCUCAGGAAUUGACCUCUUCUACGACCCUCCUUACUACACCUUCUGGCCCGAUGACUCCCCCACCUCCCUCCAACAAGCCAGAACCUGGCUCCUAGCCUACAUCGCCCAAAACGGCCCCUACGACGCCGUCCUCGGCUUCUCCCAAGGCUGCACCCUAGCAGCCCUAACCCUCCUCCUCCACGCCCACGAAUCCCCAUAUACACCCCCACCUUUCAAAGCAGCCAUCUUCAUCUGCGGCGGUGCACCACUACCCCUCCUCGAGGAACUGGGGUAUACCAUCACCCCCGAGAUGAAAUCCCGGGAUACAGAGUCUAGGAAGAAAUUAUCGAUCCAGGCUGAUUCGGCUGCUAUUCUGGCGCAGGGCGCGGAGAGGUGGAGCGGUAGUGGGGAUGGUGGGGAGGGGAUUGAUGAGGAGGGGAUUCGGGGAGAGAUUGAGCGGUGUGGGAUUGGGAAGGUGAAGAUUGGGGUUCCGACCGUGCAUGUUUAUGGACGAAAGGAUCCGAGGUUUUCGGCUGGAGUGCAGUUGUCGGGGGUUUGUGAGGGGGGUAUUAGGAGGUGUUUUGAUCAUGGGGGUGGGCAUGAUAUUCCCAGGUCGUCGGGGGUUAGUGAGAGGUUGGCGGAGCUAGUGAGGUGGGCUUUGAAGGAGGGGGGUGUUGUUUAG
This is a messenger RNA of Aspergillus pseudotamarii, 798 nucleotides long. Its product is annotated as putative EF-hand calcium-binding domain protein. The coding region runs from base 1 to 798 and encodes 265 amino acids. Lineage: Eukaryota; Fungi; Ascomycota; Eurotiomycetes; Eurotiales; Aspergillaceae. The transcript is spliced from 2 exons. Gene Ontology annotation, cellular component: cytoplasm; nucleus. The record is from RefSeq and is a predicted model, not a curated record.